Molecule: messenger RNA, 1533 nt
Organism: Oncorhynchus tshawytscha (Chinook salmon)
Lineage: Eukaryota; Metazoa; Chordata; Actinopteri; Salmoniformes; Salmonidae
Product: ras-related C3 botulinum toxin substrate 2
Exons: 6
Coding region: 243-821 (192 amino acids)
Biological process (GO): small GTPase-mediated signal transduction
Molecular function (GO): GTP binding; GTPase activity
Source: RefSeq, a predicted model, not a curated record
GUCAUAAUGUCAGCUUCUGAAAGCUUCACUGAGUAUUUUGUUACUCAAAUUUGAAGGACAUUAAUAUCACAGUUUCACAUAGGCCAACCGCAUUCAACUGCGCUGCGCAUGAGUAAACGCGAGAGUCGAGGCGGUGGGCAAGAUAAGAUAGGCAAACGUAUUUCCUGCACUGUACCUGAUUCUACAUCGUUGUCUUGCCUACUAAGUGUAAACUCACAAGUUGUUAAAUCAGCCCCUGGAAAAUGCAAGCCAUCAAGUGUGUGGUGGUUGGAGAUGGUGCUGUGGGAAAGACAUGCCUGCUCAUCAGCUACACAACCAACGCCUUCCCUGGAGAGUACAUCCCCACAGUGUUUGAUAACUACUCAGCCAAUGUGAUGGUGGACAGUAAGCCAGUGAACCUGGGACUGUGGGAUACAGCAGGACAGGAGGACUAUGACAGACUCAGACCUCUGUCCUAUCCUCAGACGGACGUGUUCCUCAUCUGUUUCUCUCUGGUGAGCCCAGCAUCGUUUGAGAACGUCAGAGCCAAGUGGUACCCUGAGGUACGACACCACUGCCCCUCCACACCCAUCAUCCUCGUGGGCACCAAGCUGGAUCUGAGGGACGAGAAGGAAACCAUUGAGAAGCUGAAGGAGAAGAAGCUAGCGCCCAUCUCCUACCCACAAGGCUUAGCACUAGCCAAAGAGAUAGACUCGGUGAAGUACCUGGAAUGCUCUGCCCUGACCCAGCGGGGGCUGAAAACGGUCUUUGACGAGGCCAUCCGAGCGGUGCUGUGCCCCCAGCCCACCAAGGUGAAGAAACGACCUUGUCUACUCAUCUGAUCUCAGACCUGUGGAUAGACCAAGAGGGAAGGGCUCAGGAAUCACACAACAGCAAAUGUUGAUUUUAGUUAAAUACAAAGUUUGGCAGUUUUACAAAGUGGUCUAAUGUUCAGAUGAGUCAACAUAUGUAGAGUCUUGCCAUCUGUAGUGUAUAUCCAGCUAUAAUUACAGUAUAUAGUGUAUUGGAUUGGAUUGUAUCAUUACAGAUGGUGCCUACCUUUCCCACUGGUUGGGGAUUGAGGCAUAUAGCUGGAUCUACGAUUCUUCUCAAUGUUAGACCACUGUUUAGGUCUGAAAACAACCAUCAGACUUUCUAGAGCAUCAAUAUAAAUGUCCUUAAAAUUUUCAAGACAAAUCCUGGAUAUGUACACAUGGAUAAGUGUUUUAGAUUCAUAUAUUGGUAUUUGGUUUCGGUUUCUGACUAAUUUUCUUAUACACUUCUUCUAUAUGGUUUGUUAAUGCAGUGACUGGUCCUUACUGUACAAGAAAGACACUGAAAAAUACGUAGACCAAACAUUACAGUGUGUAUAGUCAGAAAUGUAUUGCACCAUCCUAAUGUAAGAAACUUUCUAAAAUGAUCAUGUUGUUUACUCUAUAAAAUGUAUUUUUCAUAUUUUGACAUGAUACAGCAUUCUACUAUAUUUCUAAGGUACCGUAUUACUUUCCUCUCUAUUACAAUUUAAUUUAACACAAAAUAAAACAUAUGGGUGUG